UGGGAUCUGGCUACGUUUGAGUUGGUCGCAGGAGAUCGAGUGGUGCAGUUUCUUUCGCGUCGUUCCUACCUCCGAUACGACUUACUUUCAAUUUUACGUCUUUUUCUCAUUAGAUAAUACAAUAUACAGUCAAGAGUGCAAGAGGGGUGUUAAAAGACGAAGACGAGCUUGAUCAUGAGGAACGUGGCGUUUGGUACAUUGAUCGUGGUUUCUUCGGUGUUCCUCGUGCACAGCUUUCCUGAUGGAGCACCAGUCGACACGUGCGUGAAACCAUCAAGGGCCAACGAGCCUAAUCAUGGCCAAGCGAGGUCGCAACCCGUACACACCAGCCCUUACGCAUUCACCGCCUCGUCAUCGCAAUACGGACCUGGAUCUCAAAUUACUGUGACCAUCGGCGGCUCCUCGUUCAAGGGAUUCUUCCUGCAGGCACGUGACCUCGAUACAGACAGCUGGAUCGGUUCCUGGGCGCAGACCGAUAACACCAACACCCACGCAGAGUGCAGCGCCGUGACACACGCCGAUCCUUAUGUGAAACAGCACGCCACCCUUAUCUGGAAUGCGCCAGCGAACGCGCGUGGACGCGUGUACUUCACAGGCACCAUUUUGAAGGAGUACGCGCAGUAUUGGUCCAAUUUGGUAGCCACGACGAAGAAUUGAGAGUUCCCUCGAAAUUUCCAGGCUGCAGAGUUGCCCCGUUCUGGAACUAACAAUCGUAUUCAAUUGUUCAAAAGAUCUUGCUUUCGCGUUGGAAGCAUUCUGCCUCACGAAACAGGACGAAAAGAAGCCGCGACACCUCGAUGGAAACUCUUGGGGAACGUUCGUCAAACGCGUGUACAUUGUAUCAUCUUGCAUGUCGUGUAUCGUUAUAAAAAGAAGAUCUUAAAUAUAAAAUCAUAAGAAUUUGUA
Molecule: messenger RNA, 906 nt
Organism: Frieseomelitta varia
Lineage: Eukaryota; Metazoa; Arthropoda; Insecta; Hymenoptera; Apidae
Product: putative defense protein 3
Exons: 4
Coding region: 175-657 (160 amino acids)
Molecular function (GO): oxidoreductase activity, acting on metal ions
Source: RefSeq, a predicted model, not a curated record